UGCUACAUAUCCUACAGUCCCUCAAUAUGUACAGUUUUAUGGGAGGAGGUCUAUUCUGUGCCUGUGUUGGCAACAUUCUCUUGAUAGUUUCCACAGCGACAGACUAUUGGAUGCAGUACCGCCUAUCUGGGGCUUUUGCAAACCAGGGCCUGUGGAGAUAUUGUGUAUCUGGAAAAUGUUAUAUGCAGACAGACAGUAUAGCCUACUGGAAUGCUACAAGGGCCUUCAUGAUUCUAUCUGCCAUAUCAUGCUUUUCUGGCAUCAUUGCAGGAAUCCUUUCCUUUGCACACUUCUCUGCGUUUGAGAGAUUUAACAGAUCCUUUGCUGCAGGCAUUCUGUUCUUCAUAUCUACUCUUUUUGUUCUUCUGGCAAUGGCCAUCUACACUGGUGUUACAGUUAAUUUCCUGGGUAAACGAUUUGGAGACUGGCGUUUUUCCUGGUCCUAUAUUCUGGGCUGGGUUGCUCUACUUAUGACCUUCUUUGCAGGUAUAUUUUACAUGUGUGCCUAUAGGAUGCAUGAAUGCAGGAGAGUAUCAGGACCUCGUUAGACAUAUACAGUUUGCAAAACAAAUUUACUUGAUGCUAUA
This is a messenger RNA of Protopterus annectens (West African lungfish), 587 nucleotides long. It is a transcript of the gene LIM2, whose product is annotated as lens intrinsic membrane protein 2. Bases 27 to 548 code for a protein of 173 amino acids. Gene Ontology annotation, cellular component: plasma membrane. The record is from RefSeq and is a predicted model, not a curated record. The transcript has 4 exons. NCBI's taxonomy places the organism in Eukaryota, Metazoa, Chordata, Ceratodontiformes, Protopteridae. Gene Ontology annotation, molecular function: structural constituent of eye lens.